CACCCCGCCCCUCGCGCCGCCACAUCGCUCUCUCCUUUCCUUCCUUCCUUCCAGCCUCUCCCUCCACACCCAGCCUCAUCACACAACAAUGGCGGCCCCUACCCCCACCACCACCAUGGACCCCGCCGCCUCAAUCGCCCUCAUCAAAUCCAACCUCGCCGAAGUCCUCAACCCCGAACUCAUCGACGAUGUGAUCCUCACCCAGAAGCGCGCGCUGAAAGUCUACUGGGGUACUGCGACAACGGGACGCCCUCACUGCGCCUACUUCGUCCCCAUCAUCAAGAUCGCCGAGCUCCUCCACGCAGGAUGCCACGUCAAGAUCCUCCUGGCUGACAUCCACGGCUACCUCGAUAACAUGAAAGCCCCCCUCGAGCUCGUCGAGUUCCGCGCCGCCUACUACAGCCGCCUCAUCAAAGCCCUCCUCCGCGCCGUCGGCGUGGACCUCUCCCUCCUCGAAUUCGUCCUUGGAAGCUCCUACCAGCUCGGCAAGGACUACACCAUGGACCGCUUCAAGCUCGAAGGCGUGACGCGCAUCAGUGUCGCCCAGAAGGCCGGCGCGGAGGUGGUGAAGCAGACCGACGACCCGACGCUGGGGGGGCUGAUCUACCCCCUCAUGCAGGCGCUGGAUGAGCAGUACCUCGAUGUCGACGCGCAGUUCGGCGGCGUGGAUCAGAGGAAGAUCUUCACCUUCGCCAUGGAGAACCUCCCGCGCAUCGGAUAUAAAGUGCGUGCUCACUUAAUGAAUACGAUGAUCCCGGGCUUGGGGGAGGCGGCGAAGAUGAGCGCGAGUGAUCCGGAUAGUAAGAUUGAUCUCCUUGACGACGCGAAGGGGGUGGAGAAGAAGCUGAAGAAGGCGGUGUGUGUGCCGAGGAAGGUGGAGGGGAAUGGACUGAUUGCGUUUGUGGAACAUGUUAUCUUCCGCGCGGUGGCGCUGAAGAGUGGGGGGACGGCCAAGUAUGUGGUGGAGAGGAGGGAGGGGGAGCCGUUGGUUUAUGAGGAUGUGGAGGCGUUGAAGAGGGAUUAUGAGGCGGAUAUUCUAACCCCCCAACUCCUCAAAUCUUCCCUCACCUCCGCCCUCAACUCCCUCCUCGACCCCAUCCGCGCCGAGUUCGCCGCAGACAAAGAAUGGCAAGAGAUCGAGGCAAAGGCCUACCCCAUCAUCAAAGUCGAGAAGAUAAAGACAAAAGUCAAGAAGGACAAAGGCGACCCCGCCAAGCGCGCUGCUGCUGCCGCGGCGCGCAAGGGCGGCGUGGCUGUUGUGGCGCAGGAAGAUGGUAGUGUAGAGGUCAACAAUGAGGCUGUGAAGGAGGAGGUCGUGUUGGGGACGGGGACGGGGGUGGUGGAGGAGGUUGCGGAGAAGUUGGAGAGUGCGAAGGUGGAGUAGAUAGAUGGUGGUGGUGGGGAGGGUGGGAAAAGGCGUUGUGAUUGUGCGUGCAUAUGGAUGAAUAUUACGAGUGAAAGAUUAGCAUGACGGAAUGGGAGAUGGUUGAAUACCCUUUGGAUGAAGGAGAUUCGGAAUUCGAAUAUUACGUUUUUUAUGUUUGAUUCGUAUCAAGUUUCACCCCUUGGCAAGUGGCGGCCCAAAUGAGAUGAGGUGUGCAAAGUAGUCGCGGGUCACAAGGUGUCACAAUUAACGAUGUAGCAAUUGAAAACAUCAAGUCUCAAGUUAAGUUAUUCUCUAUUAUCAAUAUACC
Molecule: messenger RNA, 1694 nt
Organism: Pseudogymnoascus verrucosus
Lineage: Eukaryota; Fungi; Ascomycota; Leotiomycetes; Thelebolales; Thelebolaceae
Gene: TYS1
Product: Tyrosine--tRNA ligase cytoplasmic
Exons: 2
Coding region: 89-1384 (431 amino acids)
Biological process (GO): tyrosyl-tRNA aminoacylation
Molecular function (GO): ATP binding; tyrosine-tRNA ligase activity
Source: RefSeq, a predicted model, not a curated record